Messenger RNA from Dreissena polymorpha, 1699 nucleotides. Its product is annotated as coadhesin-like. Bases 47 to 1324 code for a protein of 425 amino acids. Lineage: Eukaryota; Metazoa; Mollusca; Bivalvia; Myida; Dreissenidae. The transcript has 9 exons. The record is from RefSeq and is a predicted model, not a curated record. Gene Ontology annotation, molecular function: protein binding.
UAAGUCUAUGUAGCAAGAUAAUGAAGUCGAGAUUGAAGAUCGAGUCAUGGCUUAUAAUAUAAUUAAAGGUUUUAACUUCGUGUUCCUUUUAACAAGCUGUCAUUCGUCAGGAUUUUUGCUUGACACGACUCCUACAUAUGUAUGCGUUGACCAGCAGCAGAACUGCGACGUGUUUAAUUCUUCCUUCAACGUCUGCAACAACCUGCACAAUGCCUAUCAGAUCUGCCGCAAGUUCUGUGGGUUAUGCAGCGUAGUCCACGGCGGAUGGUCAGUAUGGAGCGCUUGGGGUGUCUGUGACGUCACAUGUGGCAACGGUACAAUGACAAGGUCCAGACAGUGUAACAAUCCAACACCUCUCAACGGAGGAGAGGAUUGCCAGGGGCCUUCACAAAAUAAUGGAGAAUGUAUCCUCAACAGAUGUCCAACCCAUGGUGGAUGGAGCGCUUGGAACGAGUGGGGUUCGUGCAGUGUAACGUGCGGAGUAGGUCUGAGGAGACGUGACAGAGUCUGUGAUAAUCCCUGGCCUUCAAGUGAUGGAAACCACUGCUUUGGAGACAACAUUAACUACGAAAUCUGCUCAAAACCAGUUUGUGCAACUUGGACUGAUUGGGGAUCCUGGAGUUCUUGUUCAAACACUUGCGGCUAUGGUCUCAAGGAGCGUUAUAGGAACUGCAGUGGGACGUUUGAACCGUGGGAUUUCUGUGUUGGGUCUGAUGUUCAAAAUGUGAUGUGUAAAACUUCCUGUAAUGAAAACAGAUCCUGGUCAACGUGGGGCGCCUGGGGCUCUUGCUCCAACACAUGUGGAUCUGGGCUACGGAAGCGAACUCGCUCCUGCGUAGGGUCAACAGAUCUGAUAAACCUGUGCAUCGGGACGGAUGAACAAGACGACAUAUGCAAUAUCACAUGUGCUAUACGCAAACCAACUUCUGGGUUCACAGCAGAUGGUUAUAGUGGAUCAGGAAGUGACUACUAUUUCCCAAACAUUAUACUAAACGAAGGCAACGACUACGUAGCAAGUAACGGUUUGUUUACGUGCAGAAUUCCAGGCUUGUAUUAUUUUUCUGUCAACCUGGAAAAGAGGAGAGAAAGUUCCCGAACAAUUGACCAAGUUAACGCUUAUAUCAGGGUCAAUGGAGCCACAAAGGCGCAAGCACAUGCUGAUCCACAUGAUGAUGAAAAUACAGACACGGGUAGCUACAUGAUCGGUACUGCUGCCACACUGCGUCUCAGUCAGGGCGACAGAGUCAACAUAGCAGUUUCGUCGUAUGCACAUUUUCAAGCUGGAACAUUUACCGGCGUCUUAAUUGAAACCGAUACGACGUAGCCGUUUAUAUUGAUCUAUCAGACAUGUUAUGUGUGCAGGAUCAUAACAAUAUGAUUAUUCGCAUUUUUACUAGAUGUUAAGAUAUUUGUCUUUCACAUCAGAAAUACAUAAAUAGAUCGACGUGAAAUGGAAACAAUUUUUGUCUUAUUGUCCAGGAUCUAAUCACAUUUAGUGAUUGGAAUUCCUAACAUGUGCUCGAUACUUACAACUAUUAUACUUGUUCUAACACUCUGUAUUAUCGAAAACCCGGAUUUAGAUCAAGAAAACAGUUUUAGUUCUUGCAAUAUGUUCUUGAAAGUAAAUGAAACGCACAAUGUGUCUGAUUGUUGUAGUUUACUUAAAUACUCAAAUAAUGUAGAUUAAAGCGAAACAGUU